This is a messenger RNA of Colletes gigas, 3546 nucleotides long. RefSeq names its product DDB1- and CUL4-associated factor 6-like. Lineage: Eukaryota; Metazoa; Arthropoda; Insecta; Hymenoptera; Colletidae. Gene Ontology annotation, biological process: positive regulation of transcription by RNA polymerase II. Gene Ontology annotation, cellular component: Cul4-RING E3 ubiquitin ligase complex; cytoplasm. The transcript has 16 exons. Bases 316 to 2775 code for a protein of 819 amino acids. The record is from RefSeq and is a predicted model, not a curated record. Gene Ontology annotation, molecular function: protein binding.
UGUGUAUACAUUCGCUCAGCUGUUCUGGUCAGAAGUGAUCCGCGGUUCGUCUGAUUGCACAAAUUUUCGAAGCUCCGGGGUUUAUUUUUAGUACAAGUGCCAUGUCGUUUUGGUACAAUCCUCGUGGAUUUUUGCUGCGUAAGAGUAUGUUACACGGUUUCUGAUUCGAUCGAUAGACGGAACGUUUCUCGCUGAUUGACAGACUCGUUAAACUCGCCACUCUCACCUCGGUUAUCUGGGAAUUUGACAUUAAUCUGUGAUCGAUGCGUCCCGCAAAUUGAUAUUCAGUUUCUACCGUAACAUCAAGGCUGAACCAUGAAGAAGACACGCUCAAAUCUGUUCCGUGACAUUUAUGAUCUGCCAUAUAAUGAGUGCUCCAAGAUGAAGCUUUACUCCAGCAGUAAAGCAAGUCUUCAGAUGACACAGCGUAUGGCUUUAUUAAAGAAGCUUGACGUACAUAAUGGUUGUGUAAACUCUCUUUGUUGGAAUUCUACCGGUGAUUUGAUAUUGUCUGGUAGUGAUGAUCUGCAUCUUGUACUCACAAAUGCUUAUAAUUACAAGGUGAUGACAGAUUACAAAACCAGUCACAAAGCAAAUAUAUUUAGUGCUAAGUUUUUGCCUAAUAGCGGGGAUCAUCGGAUAGUUUCGUGUAGCGGCGAGGGCACUAUUUUGUAUACAGAUUUAACGAGAAAAACCGAAACGUUUCAUAAUCAAUUCAAUUGUCAUAGCGGUACCGCUUAUGAAGUAGCAACAAUACCCGACGAACCACACACAUUUCUAAGCUGCGGCGAGGACGCGACUGUAAGAUUGUUCGAUCUCAGAAUAAAGGAGAAAUGCAAUGCCUCGAAUUGUAGGAAGAAUGUACUGAUCUCCCUUAAAACAGCCAUAACCGCACUGUCGGUGAAUCUUGCUUCGCCCCACCAAAUAGCGAUCGGUUGUUCCGAUAGUACAGUAAGAAUAUUUGAUAGGAGAACGCUCGGGACCCCGACAUCUGGGUGGUUAGAUGUGACCAGAGAAGACCUUGUUUUAUGCAGUUUCACAGUUCCGGAUUUCGAGGGAAAUGCUCGUAGAAUGACAUCGCUGAAUUACAGUCCCGACGGGCAAGAUGUUCUCGUUAGUUAUAGUAGCGACUACGUUUACCUGUUUAACAUACAGGAUCAAGGUGCCGUACAAUUGAGGAAAGACAUUGGAGCAGUAAAAGGAGAAGGAAGGAAACAAAGGUUACGGCCGUCUCUGCCAGUACGUAGAUUGAGACUUAGGGGCGAUUGGUCCGAUACCGGUCCCGACGCACGACCCGAACGCGAAGCUGGUCAAAGUAACGGUACAGAAAUUGCUCAAGCCAGACCUGUGCUUCACACUUCGUUAAUGCACAGGAUGACGGACGCUCUGACUAGAAUGUUAAACGAUCCAGCCACUAGAGCCGCGUUAUACGCGGGCGCCGAAGGUAGUUCAGGUGGUGUGAUCGAUCACCAAGACAAUGCUCAAAAUAGCAACGAAAACAUCGCGGAAACCAGCGAGGAAAGACACAACGAACCCGAAGGAGUCGAAAGAGUCCCGGCCCAGAGUAAUCAAGAAACAGAUGUUGCAGAACGGCAAGCAGACGGAUCGGAAGGCGCAUGUUCCAGCGGCACGCAAAGCGAACCCGAAACAGCCCGUUCCCCGAUAACGAAAAACCAAUCUCCGUCGGAAAUUACGACGGUUCCGGAUCAAACGACUGACGAGACCCCGGUUGAGCCCACAUCGAAUGUUCCUAUGAAAACUGAAUCUAGUCAAACAAAUACACCGAAGUGUUCUAUGCAACCUUGUUCAUCGCGCGCGGUGGACAGGUGCAACGACGCCCCCGAAGAAGAUCAAAACGGUAGCGAAGAUUCCCCGCGUACAAAUAUGGAGAAUAAACAAGAGGGGCAUAUGAUGGAGAAUCUUCAAAAUAGACUGACGAAAAUGAGAGACGGUUUCCUCGAAAAACACGGUAGCGAGCCGGUGAGUUUAACUUACACGGAGAAAAGUUCGCCGAUCGCAACGAUAUCUCUUGGCGUGGCUGGCGAAAUGAUUCACGACAACAAUUAUCUCGCGGGUCCAUCUGGUAGUAACAGUAACGCAACAUUCACGAGCAAAAAUCACAUCAAACACUUACGAUUUUAUAAUACACAAGGAAAGACUGACGAAAGCGCUUUUACCGAUAGCGACGAUGAUGAUACAGAGCUUAGGGAAAGGUUGAGAAGUCGGGUGGAAGACGAAAUGGACGAAGCUAUCGGCGACGACAGAUCGCGAGAUGACUCCGCGAAUUGCGAUAAAACAUAUACACCGACUCUUCGCGUGAAGCAGUACACGGGACACCGCAACGCGAGUUUCUUUAGGACCAUGAUCAAAGAAGCGAACUUCUGGGGCGACGAUUUCGUGAUGUCCGGUAGCGAUUGCGGCCACGUGUUCAUCUGGGACAAAGAGACGGCGAAGCUGUGCAUGUUGCUCGAGGCGGAUCAACACGUGGUCAACUGUUUGCAACCGCAUCCGUAUCUACCUUUGUUGGCUACCGCCGGUAUCGAUUAUGACGUCAAGCUGUGGGCACCGAUCAACAAGGAGCCCACGUUCGAUGAGAAAUUUGCCGAAAAUCUGAAAAAGAGGAACGAUAUCAUGCUGGAAGAGACCAGAGACACAAUGACUGUACCUGCUACGUUUAUGAUCAGAAUGCUGGCAUGUCUCAAUCAGUUGCGCAGAGGUCGCGGUCGGUACAGGGGGAGGACCGGAUACGAGCCCACCGAAUUACGAGGUUGCUAAGCGGUUCUUGGCGACACUGCUCGUUAUAAGCGUGAAAUCGGUACCCGAGGACGGUCCCGACGAGACAACAUAUCACGCCGAGAGCCCAACCAAUUAGUAUCGAACAAAAGAAACGGAAAAGAAAAAAGCCCACGUAUAUUUGAUUAAUUGCUGGAAAUGUAUAAUUCUAGAUUAAUUGUAAGAAUAUUUAAUCAUGAUAAGCUUCCGUAUCUCGUUAUCAUUAUCAGCGAGAGAUAAGUUGUUCGUUUCUUUAUUAUUCUUUUCCUCGUUGCUUUUUCUUGCGAUUCUAUUCAGGAUCGAUUACUCCGUUGUAAGGGAGCUCGUUACCAACGAAUGUUUUUAUCGCGAUACAGACGCUAUCUUGCCCUCUCGAGCGGAUUUCGAAUUACUGUACGCGUGUUUGCUUUUGACAAUAUUUUUCUUCUCUUUGUUCUGUUUGCGUGCGUGGCGUGUAACUCGAGCUCGAGCUCGCGCGCGCGAUUACAAUGCGUCGAGCGGAUCCUUUGGAAAAUAGAUCAAAAGACUACCAACGAGAGUGAUUUCGAAUCGAUCCGUUCGGUUCGGAUUCACGCGGGAUUACGCGAUAAGUUUACACGUGCAAUAACAUUAUUGUAACGAUAGAUACGAGUAAUAGAUAGAUAACAGGUAGAUAAGAGUGCGUUUAACGACCGAUGCAUUGUUGCGCGAAGCGUGGUGUGCAUGUGUUCGAGGCUGUUUUAAAAGCACUGUAUUCUAAAGAAAAAGAAAAAAAAGGAAAAAAAAAAAAACGAA